Messenger RNA from Penicillium macrosclerotiorum, 1776 nucleotides. Its product is annotated as MFS transporter. NCBI's taxonomy places the organism in Eukaryota, Fungi, Ascomycota, Eurotiomycetes, Eurotiales, Aspergillaceae. Gene Ontology annotation, molecular function: transmembrane transporter activity. The record is from RefSeq and is a predicted model, not a curated record. The transcript is spliced from 3 exons. Bases 1 to 1776 code for a protein of 591 amino acids. Gene Ontology annotation, biological process: transmembrane transport.
AUGUUUCAACGACCUGCUUGUUUACAAGGCCGACAGCGAAGUCGCGCCGCAGAUGACUUGUCUACAUUUCCGAUUCGGCAGUUAUUCGUGCUAGCGCUGGUUCGGAUUUGUGAGCCCAUUGCGUUCAUGUCGAUUUUUCCUUAUGUGUACCACAUGGUCGAGUCAUUCCAUGUAACGGAUAACGAUCAAAAAAUUGCGCUUUACGCCGGGAUGAUCACCUCGUCGUUCACCUUUGCGGAAUUCUCUGCGGGCAUGUUCUGGGGCCGGAUGAGUGACCGGAUCGGCCGCAAGCCGGUGCUCAUCAUGGGGUUGGUGGGUACGGCCAUCAGCAUGGUCGCCUUUGGCUUCGCGCCCAACCUGGCGACGGCGAUGAUCGCGCGCGCCCUCGGUGGUCUGCUGAACGGCAACAUCGGGGUGCUCCAGACAACCGUGGCGGAGAUCGUGACGGUCAAGGAGCACCAGCCGCGGGCCUACUCGAUCAUGCCGUUCGUGUGGUGCCUGGGAUCGAUUAUUGGCCCGGCGAUGGGCGGUGCUUUGGCCCAACCCUGCGACAACUACCCGUGGCUGUUCUCGCGUAACACGCUGUUCGACCGGUUCCCGUUCCUGCUGCCCAACCUGGUCUGCAUCUGGGUGCUCAUUUGCGGGAUUGUUCUCGGUUUCCUGUUUCUGGAGGAGACGCACCCGGAGAAGAAGCACCGGCGUGACGCCGGUCGUGAGUUGGGCCACUGGCUCAUCAGCAAGUGCUGGGGCUCGCGCGUGCAACUUCCCGAUGAUUCCGUGGAGGAGAGCAAGUCCUUCGUUCAUGGCGUGCCGCCUGAGUACGAAAGUGUCGAAUCGUCGCCUUGCCUACGCCCCGUGAGUGACGUCGGGGCAACGGAGUGCGACCUCGAGGGACAGACGUCGUCCGCGCCCAAGGCGUUCACCCGACAAGUCAUCGUCACCAUUGUUGCUUAUGGCAUCCUGGCCUACCACAGUGUGUCGUUCGACCAGCUGAUGCCGGUCUUCCUGAGUACCCCCAAAUCCGACGACGCCGUUUCCUUGCCGCUCCGCUUUACCGGCGGCCUCGGUUUGUCUACCAAGACCAUUGGCUUCAUGCUGGCCGUUCAGGGCAUCUACUCGAUGAUUGCCCAGCUCUGGUUGUUCCCCUUCGUUGUUAAGCACUUCGGCACUCUGCGCACGUUCCGCUUCGUCCUGCUGGCCUGGCCUCCGCUGUACCUGGCCGUGCCCUAUCUCAUCCUGCUUCCGGCUAAAUUACAGAUGCCUGCCGUAUACGUCGCCCUGAUCAGCAAAAUUACCUUCCACGUUAUUGCCUUCCCCGCCUCCGCCAUCCUGCUUGCCAACGCGGCUCCCACGUCAAAGGUGCUCGGCUCCAUCAACGGGGCCGCCGCGUCCACUGCCAGCCUCAGCCGGGCUUUCGGCCCUACAGUGACGGGGCUACUGCACUCGAAGGGUCUGGAGAGCGGGUACUCCGUGCUGGCCUGGUGGGCCUGUGGGUUUGUCUGUGUUGUCGGAGCCAUUGAAAGCUUCUGGAUGGAGGAGUCUGCGGAGCCCGAGCGCUUCAAGCACCAGGACUCUGACAUCAGUGAGGCGGAACUGAAGCGAGAGGCUAUGGAUGAUGCCUAUGCUGGUCGUGACUCCAUGGCUGAAGAGGAGCAGCGCCUGCUGUCUCUGCGCUCCAGCAUUGACCAUGAAUUCGACAUUUCCAAUCUCGAUCUGAACGCCAUCCACGAUUUCUCCACCCCCGAUGUCGACUCCUCACCUGUUCCCCGCAUUUAA